Salarias fasciatus (jewelled blenny) is the source of this 1908-nucleotide messenger RNA. It is a transcript of the gene neto2b, whose product is annotated as neuropilin (NRP) and tolloid (TLL)-like 2b. The coding region runs from base 194 to 1864 and encodes 556 amino acids. The record is from RefSeq and is a predicted model, not a curated record. The transcript has 12 exons. Gene Ontology annotation, cellular component: postsynaptic density. Gene Ontology annotation, molecular function: ionotropic glutamate receptor binding. NCBI's taxonomy places the organism in Eukaryota, Metazoa, Chordata, Actinopteri, Blenniiformes, Blenniidae.
UCUCCCUCUCCUUCUCUCUCUCACUCCUCCAGAAGCCUCCAUCCUCUUGACCAGUGAGAUUAGGAUGAAAAGGUGAAAGUUGGAUUUUGUAAUUCAGUAAUACGCGAUAAUCCGUGCCACUGAUUUAAAAGGGGAUGUUAGGGAAGCACACUUGGUCAAGUUGGAAGUCAAAUCUGCGAUCUCAGCCUUAAGGAUGCGUUCAGUCUGGAUAUUUCUCCUAUUCAUUGAGGAGGGAUUUGCUCUGGCACAAAAGAUUAAAGAUGGAGGUGCUCCACCUAAAGAUUCAGUCAAACCUUCUCAGCGGCCGCACCACGCCCGCCACUGUGGAAACUGGGUACGGAACGCAGAGGGCGGCACCUUCAGUUCCCCAAACUACCCCAAGACGUACCCCCCAAACAAGGAGUGCCUGUAUGUCCUGGAAGCUCAGCCCCGCCAGAGGAUAGAGCUGCUGUUCGACAAGGCCUUUUUCAUCGAGGCGUCAUUUGAGUGUCGUUUCGACCACAUCGAGGUGCGGGACGGCCCCUUCAGCUUCUCCCCGCUCAUCAAUCGUUUCUGCGGCACGGCCUGUCCGGGGCUGGUCCUCUCCAGCGGGCGCUUCAUGUGGAUCCGCUUCUUCAGCGACGAGGAGCUGGAGGGGACCGGCUUCCAGGUCCAGUACAGCUUUACAGCAGACCCAGAAUUCCAUCUGCAUGUGGGAGGACUCUUAAACCCAAUCCCAGAUUGUCAGUUCGAGCUUACUGGGGCAGAUGGCGUGAUCCGUUCCAGUCAAGUGGAAGAGGAAUAUAAAGUGAAGCCUGACCAAGCAGUGGACUGCAUCUGGACCAUCCGAGCGCCGACAAAGAACAGGAUUUACCUGCGAUUCUUGGAAUACCAGAUGGAGAACUCAAACGAGUGUAAGAAGAACUUUGUGGCUGUUUAUGAUGGCAGCAGUGCCAUUGAGGACCUGAAGGCUAAGUUUUGUAGUACAGUAGCUAACGACAUCAUGCUGGACACCGGCGUGGGGGUGGUGAGGAUGUGGGCAGACGAGACCAGUCGUCUCAGCCGCUUCCGGAUGCUGUUCACUUCUUUCGCUGACCCACCCUGUGCAGCCAGUGCUUUCUUUUGCCACAGUAACAUGUGCAUCAACACCUCUCUGGUGUGCAACGGCAUUCAGAACUGUGUCUUUCCUUGGGAUGAAAGCAACUGCAAAGAGAAAAAGAGCAAAAGUGUUUUUCUCCAUAUCAAUAAAACUCACGGGACAAUUAUCUGUGUGUCUACGGGAGUAGUGCUGCUGCUCCUCAUCGUCUCCAUUCUGGUGCAAGUCAAGCAGCCGCGCAAAAAGGUGCUGGUGCGUAAAAACAAUCCGUUCCAACGUGCUGAAUUCCAGGAGGUUUUCGAUCCUCCUCAGUAUGAGCUCUUCACCCUCAGAGACAAGGAGAUGUCCGGUGACCUCGGGGAGUUGUCGGAGGAGCUUCAGUCCCUGCAGGUGCUCAGGAGGUCCUCGUCAGGAUCUCGCUGCGUCCACGAACACCACUGCGGUUCCCAGGCCUCCAUCAACUCCAUCAAAGUCAGUCAAGGCGGCCACAGCCUGCACGGCCAGGGCUCCAUGGAGCUGCCGCCCUUCAGGGGAGACUUCCAGAGCGCCUUGCCGCCGCUCAGGGACUUCAACAGCAGCCUGCGGAAGAAGAGCUGGCCCAGCAUGAAGCAGGGCCGCGUGCAGGGCCACCACGGGAUGGGGGACCGGGCGCCGGGGCGGCAGGACCGGGUGAUGGAGGAGGACGAAGACGACGACGAGGACGGGAGGUACGACGUGUACGUGCGCAGAGCCGGAAACCGGAGAGGCUACGAAAUGGCCCAGCAAAGAUCUCUGUCGAUGGACUUCUGAAGAGGAAACGGAGACUCUGAGACAGAAUCCUGCAGCAACGGAAA